UCUCUCUCUCUCCCUACCUUGUCUGUUCUGGCUUUUAUUGUUGCGUCAGAGUCAGCCAGCAGAGAAGCAUGCCGGGGGAGAGCGCUCACAGAUCUGUCCCCGCCAACAAGCAUCCAGGGCAGGCCGAGGAGGAGCCGGGGCUCCCUGGACCAGGAAAAAGCAGACGUCAGUCCACGGACUCCACACCCAGUGACAGUGGCUCUUCUCCUUGUGACACAAGUUCAAGCCCUUCUCCCAGCACUCCACAGAAGCUGCUCCCAACAUACACAUCUCCAUUUGGGCCCAGGCUAUUUCACGCAACACCUAACUCUUCUGGUACUCCAAGACCUCAACCUGAAGGGUCUGACUAUCGGCACAACCUACCGAGGUUGUCCGGAAAGUUAGGCGGUCAUGGACCUUGUGGCCGCCUUGUCCCCGUUAAGAUGGAGAGAAUCAAAGUACUGACUGGUUCUGAGGUGGAAAGUGACUACCCAGAGGUGCAGACCAUUGAUACAAGGGUGGUGAUGGGCCAAGAGACACUUGUAAAACCAUCAGAGAUCCUGAAAGGGAUGCGCUUUCCAGGACAAUGUGUUCAGGGUAUCUCAUCAUCAGUUACGCCAAGCUUUGCAGAGCCUCAGACAAAAGUAAACAAGCCAGAAAUCAACAAGGAAGUGGGAAAUCCCCCAAACCUGGACAAACAAGGAGAUGAGCAAACAGAACCUGAAACAUCCUUAACCCCACCAAUUCCCCCUGUUCACAGCCCCACUGCACCCGCUUCCUCCACUUGUGUUGACAAUAAUGUCACAGAUAAGGAAGAGGGUCAAAGUCUCUCGAUCGUUGAAGUGCCUUCCCUGUCUGUCCACGAGCAGAUCUGCCCUGUGGCUCUAUCAUUUUCUGAGCCAACUUAUUCUGUUGACCCACUCCGAGUGGGUAUGCCGUCAUCCCUUGACCCUGACUUGUAUUAUACUGCUCCCUCCACACCAAUUAAGGCGGCAUCAUUUUCCUCGCACCUUAAACAUCGUUCUUAUCCAGGCUCUCCUGCUUGCUCACCCUCACCUGGCUUACCCUCAGACAGCGAUGACCUCUGCUCCCCUAUGACCUCCCCCUCUGGCUCUUACAUGACAGCAGAAGGAGGAAGUUGGACAUCCUCUUACGCAUCUUCCACCUCCCCCUCCACUUCUCCCAACCUGCUGACCACAGAAGAUGCACAGGAGGCUCGGGCUUGCUUUGUGGAAUCCUUGUCCGAGAUUGGAGAUGAAGUAGGAGAGGACAAGGUGCGAACAGCUCCAGAGCGGGAGGAGGAAAGACCAGGCGACUUGUAUGUGCAACGUUCUCAGGAUGUGAUUAAUCCACGGCUUGGAAUAACUGGUACAGCGAUACUUGAGGAGGAAGAGACUCAAAAAGAUGAUGAGACCAUUAUUUGCAGAGAAAGCCAUCGUCCUUGUUGGGUGACUGAACAUAGACCUCUGCCAAGGAGCAGUAGUAGCCCCACUAGUGACUCACAGGAGGAUGGCGGUGAGUCUGAGAGCUCUCUCUGUCCAUUAGAGGAGGCCAGGACAGCAAAUGAGGAAUAUUCAAGAAUUACUCAUACAGGCCUGAAUCUGCAACUGGACCCAUGUGUAUCGGGGGAACAUUAUGGACAAACGACUGAUCAGCAAGAGAAAACGUUCACAGCUGUGACUCCUGAUACAGACAACAUGGCCUCAUCCAACAAUAGUCCUGACUCACCUGUUGUCCACAUGGAUUCUUUUUGUUCUGAAUCCUUUAGUAGAUUUGGUCCUGGCUCUUUCAUGUUCUCUCAGACAGCAAGUGCUGAAGAUAUACCAGAGGAAGAAAGGAUGAUACCUGUCUCUCUCAUCCCAUUUCCUCCUCACACAAGCCUUGUUUUUAAAGCUGAUUCCUUUGAAAUAACUCUUUUUCCCACAGAGGCUGAAAAUGAAAUAGUCACGGACAGAAACGAAGGCAAGAACAUUGACGCAUAUGCAGCAGGAGAGGAGGAAGCAGACAUUGAAGAUGAUGACGAAGAGGAUGACAAUGACUAUGAUGAUGAUGAUGACAUCAAUGGUAAUGAAACUGUGGACACUGGGGACGCUAAUGACAACAAAGACAACAGUCUGGAGUCUGGUGUGGAAGCCAAGGUGGAAGUAAAAGUGGUUGAAGAGGAGGGGGAAGAUGACGAUGAAGAUGGCCAGUACAUCAGGAAAUCAGUGGAGGGUGCUACAGAUGACGACAGCUCAGGAUCCUUGCUUCAUACACUCUCAGACACGUCUAUAAAUGAGGGGUUGGAUGACUACUUCUGUUUCCAAGUUGAUACUGAUGACUCAUUAGAUUCUGCCUCCUAUAAUGGGGAGGAAGAUGAACGCCUAUACAGCACUGAGAGGCAUGCACAGGCACCAGAAUGCUCACCUUUGGAUUCACUUGAAUCCACAGAAAGGUCAGAAUCACAACAAGGAUAUGUCACUAGAAUGGAUAAAACAGAAUGUUUGCACACACAACUGAGCGCAGAUGAGACAGUGGAUAACUCUGAAAUCACGUGUCUUUCUACAGACACUGCUGCCCAGGAACCCAAAACUCCAGAAACACAAGGCUGUGCCAGUCCAUUGGAUAAAACAAAAUCUGGACAAAUUGAUGAAGGCUUAAAACAAUUUGCUGUUUGCACAUUUACAUCUUCUUGUGAUCCUAAGCCAUCUAGUAACAAAACUAGGGAUGCAACUGAAAGGGUAAAACAUUAUAGUUCUUGUCAAGAACCUAAACAUAGCUCUUGUGUCCUUUCCUACCCUGACCCUGCUACUCAAGUCUACUCCUUACCUCCUGUUGGAAAAACUCCUAGCUGUACAGUACAGGAACCAAAAAAUGAAGAUGGUGGCAGAGAGCAAAACAAACGUGCAAAAGAAGAUCCCACUUGUGAACCAGACAGAGAUUCGUAUAAAUUGCUCAUUAAGCAUCAUCGUUAUCAAACAGAAAGUCAUGGAACUGCUGGAGUGAGUAGACUCAUAUCAUCCCAGUGGUCCUCUAAAAGACAUGUUACACCUGACGAAGACCAGAAUAAAAAGAAGAAUGACAACACCUCAGUAGAGAUUAGAAGCAUUGAGUGUAGAGCCGCGGACCCGGGUUUCUCUGAUUUGAGUACUGCCACCAAUGAUUUGAACAAAGGUGUGCUUCCUGUCCCCUAUCCUAAAGACCCAAGUCCAAAUCCCAGCAAUAUCCCGAUCUCUGCAUCUCCAGAGGUUAUUUUUGGACUUGCUGACAAUCUAGUCUUGACUCCUGAACAUUGCCCUGGUGACUCUGGCCAGGAGAACUUAAGUACAGAUGAGAGGGUUCUCGUAGUGGCUGGUUCAACUCACUUUCCUUUGGCUAUCUCACCCAAAAGAGAAAACUCAGAAACAGAUACAAGAAGGGAAAUUUGUCCUGUAGCGGAGAUGACUGAAUUACAUUUAGGAUCUUUGUCUGAAUUUGGAGUAUGGGGAGCAGGGGAGUCUCUUUCCUUGUCACUGGGGAAGAAGUAUGAAUUAGAAACCGAGAGUGUACUCAUGUUUGACACAAAAGGCCAAAGUACACAGACCUCAGUGAUUCCUAACAUGACCAGUGAAGCAUACCAAAAAUAUCCUUAUGGUUGUGUUCAGGUGGAAAAAAGCAACGAGGAUGGAAAGAUCCAUGAGGCAGACGAUGCAGAAGUAAAAAGAGAGGGAACUUCCGAGUUUAAUUUAGUCUGUUGGAAGUCAAUCGAGGAGAUCUCGGAGGCAGGUGGCGGCGAGCGGAGAUUCCCUGAAGAUGAUGUCAGUAAUCAGGACAAUGAUGGGGAUAACACACAGAUGCAUGUAACAUGGAUGGAUACAAACAAUAAUAAUGAUACUACUUUUGAUUCACUGGAAGUAGCAAUAUGUGGAGGACUGAAUGCGUUAUCAGAGGAAGUGAGGCCUCAGUUUGAGUGUGUCAAAGUCAGAGAAUCAGUCUCUAACAUUCCGCUUGAAGAGAUGCCAAUGCGAGUUUCUGUCAGUGAAGAACAAAAAUCACCAGACAUUUCAUCCACAAAUGAAGGUCAGUGUAGCGUGUUGUUAAAUAACACUAGUGAGAACCAAUGUGCAACAAAUGAACAUCUCCACAGCCCACCAAUGUCAAGAUGCCAAACAAGUCCCAAGUGUCAGACAAUCACUGCAGCGAGUAAUAUAGUACCUUCUUUACUACAUGGCUCUUUUGGUUUCUUUAUUCCUAGAUGUAAAUCUAAUGCAUCUGCACCCAUCAAAGAUGCAAAAAUGUGUUUGCAGUUAGAAUCUGAGAUUGCGGUGGAGUCUCAAACUCGAGGCGAAAGAAAAAGCGAUGCCGGUAUUAUGAUUGACAGAGUUGUUGAGGAGCCAAAGAAUACAGGUGAUUAUAAAGGACAGCAGUGUGAGAGUUCUAACUCAGGAAAGGAUGAACAAAAUAAUACGAAGAAAAUGAAAAAGAGAUGUGCAAAGAAUAAAAAAAAAGAAGAAAAACCGUCACCCACACCAACUCUUUUAGACGGGUUUGCACAAGAUGCUGCUAAGGGUACAAUUUGCACAGAGAAAACUGAUGCUACUAAGAAAGGACGAAGAAGGAAACAACACAAGGCCUUGAAGGCAGGCAUUCAUUCGGAUUCCAGCCCUGAAAUUCUUGAUGAUGACAAGAAACCUCUUGUUUCAAAACUAACCUCAGCAGUGGCGAUUGAGGAUAUUUCCAAAACAAAGACAGGCAAAAAGGCCAACAAAGUGUCAUCAUUAGAACAAAAGACUGACAAAGGUGUUUCACAGAUUCAAGAAAAAAAGUGUCUUCCCCCUAACGUCACACGCCCUAAAGAUUGGAGCCACAACUCAAACAAGCGUGUCAGAGAGAACCUUAAUGUCAUGGGAGAACUCGACAAAGAAUCACAUAAGGAACAAAGAGAGCUGGACAACAGACCAGAAAUACUUAAUAACAUACAAGAAGGGCUUGAUAACAGACCAGUGUCUAAUGGUCAAAGAGGAAUCAGAGUAGACAUUAAUGACAAUAACAUACAGGAUGAUCAGAUCAUACUAUCACAGGCUAUCACUUCAUUUUCUUCCCCAACAUCUCCCGUUUCCUCUUCCUCACCUAUCUACGGAGCAUCAACAGAGACAAAACAUGAACUUAUCACACCUGUACAAGAAUCACAGCCGGCACUUUCAGUCCAGCACUUGCUUUCGCUAUCCUCGUCCCACACAACCUCUCCCACCAGCCAGCAAUUUCUUACAAACCACGUAGAGGCCACCAUCAUUCAUCCUACGCUGAGCAAACCUUUACCAUCUUCGUCUUCUGAGAUGCCAAGUAGUUUGUCCGAACCAACACAGGAGUCUUCUUCCAUCCCUCCUUGCCAUAACCGGUCCUCCCCACUGUCUCACAAAGAAAACAAGCAAGGCUGUACAAAGGACACAGCCAAAGAUGUCACUUUAGCACAGGGGGGAUCAGACAAGAGCGAGGAGGAUUGUAGACUCCCUGGUCAAGGGUCAAUUCUCAAAGAGAAAACCGGAAACAGAAGUGGAUCCUUGCAGAAAACCGGUCCAUCUGAUCAAAAGGAAACCCAACCUUUCUCUUCUUAUCAGCUCACCGACAAACAGUCUGGCUGUCCAAUCAACCACAAACACCCAAUCUCUGAAGACUUCAAAAACAGCUGUUCCAUUGUGGCCUCCUGUAAUGAGUCGGAGAGUGAAGGUUCAGUGCCUGAGCUAGAAGAGGCAGAGCCAGUGACACCUCUUCAAUCUCAGCUCCUCUCCUCUGCAGACGAAGGCCCGAACAGACCGAAACAGAGCCGCAGUGAGAAGAAGGCCCGUAAGGCCAUGUCUAAACUUGGUUUAAAGCCUGUCCAUGAUGUGACUAGGAUCACCAUUAGGAAGUCCAAGAGUAUCCUCUUUGUCAUCAGCCGCCCCGAUGUAUUUAAAAGCCCUGCGUCGGACAUUUAUAUUGUAUUUGGGGAGGCUAAAAUCGAGGAUCUUUCUCAACAGGCCCACAAAGCCGCUGCAGAGAAAUUCAAGGUGCCUGUGACCUCUACUCCCCUGGCGCCCCCCGUCCCACCCAGCCUCAGCAUCAAGGAGGAGAGUGAAGAAGAAGAGGAGGAGGUGGACGACGGGGGUCUGGAGCAGAGGGACAUCGAGCUGGUGAUGGCUCAGGCCAAUGUGUCUCAAGCCAAGGCCGUGCGUGCGCUGAAACACAACAAGAACGAUAUUGUGAACGCCAUCAUGGAGCUGACCAUGUGAAGGGUGUGGAUGAUCUGAAUCCAUGCUUGACUCUAUGCCUAAAGACUAUGCUUUGUCGCUGCUACUGUAUAAUGUUGCAUCUCCAAAACCUGCUAAAUAAAUAAAAGUCUGUAAGGAU
This is a messenger RNA of Nerophis lumbriciformis (worm pipefish), 6324 nucleotides long. It is a transcript of the gene nacad, whose product is annotated as NAC alpha domain containing. NCBI's taxonomy places the organism in Eukaryota, Metazoa, Chordata, Actinopteri, Syngnathiformes, Syngnathidae. The record is from RefSeq and is a predicted model, not a curated record. Gene Ontology annotation, cellular component: nascent polypeptide-associated complex.